AUGGCGUCUCAAUUGAUCCAUUCGCUCGCCCCUCGGGCGGACUCCUGCGACUCUAGCAACGACUAUGACGGCCGCAUGGGUUUGCGUAUAUCUUCCGUCUUUGUCAUCUUGAUCGCUUCGACCUUUGGCGCCAUCUUCCCGGUCAUGGCCCGUCACUUGAGCAACUCCAGUGUUUUUAAAUGGGGCUUCUUCAUUGCCAAGUUCUUUGGUUCUGGUGUCAUUAUUGCGACUGCAUUCAUUCAUCUUCUCGGUCCUGCAGAGGAAGCUCUGACCAAGGAAUGUCUUACGGGCCCCAUUACCGACUACAGCUGGGUGGAAGGAAUCAUCCUGAUGACCGUUGUGGUCUUGUUCUUUGUGGAGCUUAUGGUAAUGCGAUAUGCUCACUUUGGCGCGGACCACGCCCACGAGGCGGUCGGAGAUCAUAGCCCAACAGUCAUCGAAGCCCCGAUGCACGACUCCAAGGACCACGUCCCCGGCCAGGAUCACCUGGGCCACUCGCGCGAGCACGUCGAUGAGGAAGCAGGUCUGAAGGAACGGGUCGAAGAAUAUAUGGCGCAAUUGACCUCGGUUUUCAUCCUGGAAUUCGGUGUCAUCUUCCACUCCGUCUUCAUCGGUCUCACCCUCGCCGUGUCGGGCGACGAAUUCAUCACCCUGUACAUUGUGCUCGUUUUCCAUCAGAUGUUCGAAGGCUUGGGUCUGGGAUCCCGGUUGGCGAUGAUCCCAUGGCCGCGCUCUAAGCGCUGGACCCCCUAUCUCCUGGGGAUCGGAUACGGUCUGUCCACCCCGAUCGCCAUUGCCAUCGGUCUGGGCGUGCGCAACAGCUAUCCUCCGGAGGGCUACACGACACUCAUCGUCAACGGCGUGUUCGACUCGAUCUCCGCUGGUAUCCUCAUCUACACUGCUCUAGUGGAACUGAUGGCGCACGAAUUCAUGUUCAGCGCCUCGAUGCGACAGGCUCCGAUCCACGAGGUCCUUGCUGCGUUCUUCCUUUUGUGUCUAGGUGGUUUGCUGAUGGCGCUCUUGGGUAAAUGGGCUUGA
Aspergillus ruber CBS 135680 is the source of this 1038-nucleotide messenger RNA. It is a transcript of the gene zrfB, whose product is annotated as low-affinity Zn(2+) transporter ZRT2. The record is from RefSeq and is a predicted model, not a curated record. Gene Ontology annotation, molecular function: low-affinity zinc ion transmembrane transporter activity. The transcript has a single exon. Gene Ontology annotation, biological process: zinc ion import across plasma membrane. Lineage: Eukaryota; Fungi; Ascomycota; Eurotiomycetes; Eurotiales; Aspergillaceae. The coding region runs from base 1 to 1038 and encodes 345 amino acids. Gene Ontology annotation, cellular component: plasma membrane.